GUUAAAACGCUUUGGUAAUUACACAGAUAAUUCACCUGACGUCUCUUUAAAGCUGCUGAGUUUGAAUUUACCAACGACACAUAUACAAAUUUACCGGUGAAACUACUGCGCUGCUGAGUUUGAAUUUACCAACGACACAUAUACAAAUUUACCGGUGAAACUACUGCGCUGCUGAGUUUGAAUUAACCAACGACACUCAGAUCAAUUCUUCAUUAUAACGGACUCGGUGACACCAGUCGAAGUCCAGUACCAGAACAGGUGUCUCCAACUCUCCACAGAUUACAACCCUGCCAGGACUUGGAGACCAAUAUCAACAUUUGAUUUAAUCCCUAACUGAUAAGCAAACUGGUUUAAAGGCUUCAAUCAAGACGAGAUUGUCAAACUGAGAGUAUGUUUCUCGGACCAGCCACAGGAUACGUUCCAGUUCACCAUAGGACAGUCAGAUAAAGUACUUACUUUGCCUUACAGUUAAUGAUAUCGUACUUUAAUUACUUGGCUUUACGGAUUUUGUGGAACAGCUCUUCUAUGAUUUUUGAUUUUUAAAAUUGUCCAUCAUGUGUGGCCUAUUUACUAUGCUGUAUACAGUACUGUUUGUGAAUCGAGAAACAGAAAGAACCAAAAUGGUCGGCAUGGAAACAAGUGACAUGACUCCAGCUAAGAGCAUUAACAUCAUAGUAUAUGCAGUGUUUGGCAUAUACAUGCUGAUCCAGUGUUUUCUCAGGAACAUCAACCUGACAAGCAGAACGGUUGUCAUGGUGACACUGAAUUGUGUUUUCUUACAAAUGUUGACCUUUUACCUCAAACCUGACCUCUGGGGAAGUUUGUUACUCAUUGGAUACCUCACAGUGGCAGUAAAAUGGCUGCCGAGGAGGAAGCUGUCCCCCAGGAGAAAGGCUGUUCUCAUCACAGGUUGUGACCGAGGAAUUGGCUUCAGUUUGGCCCAACAUUUGGACAGCCAAGGAUUCCAUGUAUUUGCCAGUUUCCUCAACAACAAAGGUCAGGAACAACAGGAACUUGUAAAAAAAUGUUCAAAUCGUCUACACACCAUACAGAUGGAUGUGAGCAGUGUUCAGCAGGUGGAGGCCGCAGCAAAUCACGUAGCUACUGAGGUCAGAGGUCAAGGAUUGGAAUUCUGGGGAAUCAUCAACAAUGCUGGGAUCUGUUUCAUAGGAAAUGUCGAGAUAAUGGCUACUGAGGAUAUGAACAAAGUCAUGGCCAUCAACUACUUUGGUCCUGUGAACGUUUGUAAGGCAUUCCUUCCACUACUACGUCAGUAUCGGGGUCGACUCAUCAAUGUCGCUAGCAAUGCAGGUUUGGUCCCCGUGCCCCUGAUGGGCGUGUACUGUGCCUCUAAGGCAGCCCUAGCCACAAUGUCUGAGGUGUGGAGGUAUGAAUUACAACGAUGGGGAAUCAAGGUUGCUACAGUGAUACCCAGUGGCUACAAGACCGGUAUACUGGCCUACGAUAAAGCAGCCGUGGCUGAUCGCUGGUGGUCCAAGGCCAGUGAUACCGUCCAAAGGGACUACGGCAGGGAAUGUUUUAACAUCAAAUUUAAACAGAAAAAUCCACAAGAUAUGCUGAGUGCGAAUUUCGCGGAGAUCCUGAACAACAUUACGGAUGCCCUCCUAUCUGCAUACCCUAAAUCGUACUACUAUAACGGUUUCCUGGCUCGCUCCCUUCCCUUCCUGUACCUACAUCUACCAACCUUCAUCAGCGACCCCAUCAUGUCUGUCCUCACUGACUGGUUCGACUUCAAACCAAAUUCAGUCACGUAACACUUGUUUGGUAUUUGGUACAAUAUAUGUGAUUGGAGACUUGUUUGAUGUGCUCAAUGGCUAGUGUAACUUUCACACACACGAUACUGGUUCACAGAUUUGUUUUUUGUUGAUAUUUAUUUUCAAUGUUCACAGAUUUUAUUUUUGAUGUCUACAAUAACAAUAACUUUAAGUAGAAUUCAAUCUGAUUGAGUGGUGCUGUAGAUUUGUGUUACUAGUGUUGUUUGAGUGGUGUUACUAGUGUUGUUUGAGUGGUGUUACUAGUGUUGUUUGAGUGGUGUUACUAGUGUUGUUUGAGUGGUGUUGAAGAUUUGUGUGAUUAGUGUUGUUUGACUGUUGCUGAAGAUUUGUGUCACUAGUGUUGUUUGAGUGUUGCUGUAGAUUUUAGUUAUUAGUGUUGUUUGAGUGUUGUAGAUUUGUGUUAUUAGUGUUGUUUGAGUGGUGUUGUAGAUUUGUGUUAUUAGUGUUGUUUGAGUGUUGCUGAAGAUUUGUGUUAUUAGUGUUGUUUGAGUGUUGUAGAUUUGUGUUAUUAGUGUUGUUAUUUAUAUCAGAUUUAUUGUUGUGUGUUGUACAUGUAACAGCUAGUACUAUAUACACUAUGACUUGUUGAAAUAUCAGAUCAGAAACUACAACUUUUAGUGCUGCAACGAUAUGCUUCCCUCAUGAUACAAUAGGUAUUGUGAUAUUUAUCUCAUGAUACAACACAUAUCACAAUACAUUUAUUUUGCAAAUAAUAAAAUAUACUGCUGUUAAGUAAAAUUACCAACACAUUUAAUUCCAUUGUCCUGUAAUAUAAUAAGCCCACCUUCAUCUACUGCUGUUCAGUAAAAUUAGAUAUGUAAUUUCAUUGUCCAGUAUGUAAUAAGCCUAUCUACAUCUGCUGCUGUUCUGAAAAAUUAACAGAUGCUUAAGCCCAUCUACAUUGACUGCUGUUUAGUAAAAUUACCAACACAUAUAAUUUCUUCGUUCUGUAAUAUUCCCGUUCACACAUCUAUUGCAUUUCAGUAAAAAUGCUUAUUUUCUUGAAAUAAGCCCUAUCCUUAUUUUGAGUCAAUUUAGGCCCAAUGGGCUUUUUACAGGAUAAAUACAGUUCUGUCAAUAUAGGUAGACUAUGGCUCUGAUUAGUUACUGCAUACCUGGUAAUUUUCGCCCCCGUUUAAUUUUUGCCAUUUUCGCCCUUUGAUGAUAGGGCGAAUUUAAGAUGGCGGCGAAAAUUUCAAGCUCAAUUGCAGGAUUUACACGUUAUCGUACAUAAUUUUAGUCAGAUCCAAAACAUACCCUCGUACUUUUCAAGUGUGUUUUAUUCUAUACAAUUACAAGCAACACGUGUUAUAUAUUUACACUAAAUUUAUAAAACAAUUUAUCUUUUUAAUACAAUCUAUGCAUGUGAAAUAAAAUCUUGAUCUUAAUCUACAUGUAGGUCUAGUAAAUAUGCAAUGUCAAGUUGAGUUAAAUCGAGAAUUGAGCUGAUAGCGUAUUGGUUUAGUAUAUUUGAUUUAAUAAAACUUUAAUAGUAAGUAACUUUUAAAAUUCAGUCAUUUUUUUAAACGAUGCACAUAAAAUAGCAUCAAAUUCUUGCCAUUGUAAAGACUGAUUUUAUGAGUUCAUCGUCGCUUGUGGCUUCUAUCGAUGACAAAUUAAAUGAACAAGAGAAAACACUGGUCAGUAGUUAGUCACGGCACGGUGAACUUACCACUCAUCGUGUUUGCUUAAAAUCAACCAUGCAUACCUGAUACUAUUUGAAUCUAUAUAGGCUAAAAGUAGAUCUGAACACAGGUAAACGUUGUUUAUUUCACACCUGAUUACAUUUCACACUUCAGCAGGAUAUGCAAAUAAAAUGGGGGAAUUGGAUAAAUCCUGAAUGUUCCGAGUGCAAGUGUAUAGAGAAUUCCGAAUGGAAUUUUCCGAUUGUAAAUGAGGAAAAGUCAUUUCUUAAAAAGUAGUUUAGGGCGAAAUUAAAAUGGGGCGAAUAUCUUUUGUGUUGCUCAAGGGCGAAAAUAACCUGGGGAGAAAAAUACCAGGUAUACAGUUAUUGUCUUAUAUUGUUGUUUGAUGUUAUGUGUGUUAUUAAUAUGUUUUCAUCAGAGAUGAAACGUCUGUGAUAUAUUUAAUUUGUUGUAAUAUUAUGGUAAUUCUAAUGAUACUGUAAGUAUAUUUUGAUUUAAAAUCUAUUUUUGUGAUAAUAAAUUGUCUUUGUUGA
This is a messenger RNA of Pecten maximus, 3975 nucleotides long. Its product is annotated as estradiol 17-beta-dehydrogenase 2-like. The record is from RefSeq and is a predicted model, not a curated record. The coding region runs from base 555 to 1775 and encodes 406 amino acids. NCBI's taxonomy places the organism in Eukaryota, Metazoa, Mollusca, Bivalvia, Pectinida, Pectinidae. The transcript is spliced from 6 exons. Gene Ontology annotation, molecular function: oxidoreductase activity.